CCCCGGUAAAAACAGAGGCUCCCCCCUCCCCCCCACCUCGCCGCCGCGGCGCCUCCUACACCUCCACCUCCACCUCCACCUCCACCUCCAGUCCAGGCCUCCACACGGCCCACGCAACCGGAACAAGAAGAGGAGAAAAAGGACACAUCGGCGGAACGCAUCUCGUGCUCGUCCCGCCCGGAUCCCCCCGCCCCAUGCGCACGGCGCCGUCGUGGUCCUAGCAGCAGCCAUGAGCCUCGCCUCCCUCGCCCGCGCCGCCGCCCGGUCCGCGCGCUCCUCCCGCCCGCGCCAGGGUUUCUCCCUGGGCGGGCUCCGGGCGCCGCCAUCGCCGCCGCUCCCGCCGGCCCACGGCGGGGACGCCGGGCCGCUCGGGCUCGUGCGCGGGUACCUGACGGCGUCGCUGGGGAGCCCUGCCGCGGUCAAGACCUCGGAGUGGAGGUACCUCCUCGCCAGCCCGCAGUUCCGCAGGCUCUUCUGCAGCGGCUCUAAGAAGAAUUACGAGAAUUACUACCCCAAGGGGAAGAAGGAGGCGCCCAAAGGGGAUGGGAGCAACAAGGAUUCCAAGCAGGAAUCCGAUACAGAUGGUCAAUGGAAUUUCCAGGAUGGUACUUUCAAGCAGCUGCAGAACUUCUUGGGACCUCUAUUGCUUUUAGGCCUGAUGUUCUCAUCCUUGUCUUCAAGCUCAUCAGACCAGAAGGAGAUAAGCUUCCAAGAAUUCAAGAACAAGUUACUGGAACCUGGCCUGGUUGAUCGUAUUGUUGUUUCAAAUAAAUCAGUGGCGAAGGUCUACGUCAGGACUACACCACAGACGAACGGCCAAAGCCAAAAUACUGAUACACAGAUUACGACCGUAGAUGUUCCAGGCAGACAGGCUCCCAGCAAAUACAAGUAUUUCUUCAAUAUUGGAAGUGUCGAGUCGUUUGAAGAAAAGUUAGAGGAAGCCCAGGAAAAUUUGGGUAUAGAUUCACAUGAUUAUGUUCCAGUAACUUAUGUUGCUGAAGUAAAUUGGUUCCAAGAAGUGAUGAGAUUUGCCCCAACAGCGUUCCUUGUUGGACUACUAUAUUUUAUGGGGAAAAGGAUGCAGAGUGGAUUUAAUAUUGGAGGUGGUCCUGGGAAGGGUAGCCGUGGUAUCUUUAACAUUGGAAAAGCAACAGUAACAAAGAUGGACAAAAAUUCUAAAAAUAAGGUGUUUUUUAAGGAUGUAGCAGGCUGUGAUGAAGCUAAACAAGAAAUAAUGGAGUUUGUGCAUUUCCUUAAAAAUCCCAAGAAGUAUGAAGAGUUGGGAGCUAAGAUACCCAAAGGUGCCCUGCUUGUAGGUCCUCCUGGAACUGGAAAGACUCUACUUGCUAAAGCUACAGCAGGAGAAUCUGGUGUGCCCUUUAUGUCCAUUUCUGGUUCCGAUUUCAUGGAAAUGUUCGUAGGUGUUGGACCAUCCAGGGUAAGAAACUUAUUCCAAGAGGCUCGGCAGUGUGCACCUAGUAUUGUAUUUAUUGAUGAGAUCGAUGCAAUCGGUCGCGCAAGAGGCCGUGGAGGUUUUUCUGGUUCAAAUGAUGAGCGAGAAAGUACUUUGAACCAGCUGCUUGUAGAGAUGGAUGGAUUUGGUACAACUGCUGGUGUUGUUGUUCUUGCUGGUACAAAUAGACCUGACAUCCUUGACAAGGCACUGCUAAGGCCUGGAAGAUUUGAUCGCCAGAUAACAAUUGACAAACCAGAUAUAAAGGGCCGUGAUCAGAUAUUCCGCAUAUAUCUUACAAAACUUAAACUGGACAAUGACCCAACAUAUUUUUCGCAAAGGCUAGCUGCUUUGACACCUGGGUUUGCUGGAGCUGACAUUGCGAAUGUUUGUAAUGAAGCUGCUUUGAUUGCUGCAAGAACCGAUGAAACUCAGAUUACAAUGCAGCAUUUUGAGUCUGCAAUUGAUAGGAUUAUUGGUGGUUUAGAGAAGAAAAACAAGGUAAUUAGCAAACUGGAGCGACGUACUGUUGCUUACCAUGAAGCUGGGCAUGCUGUUGCCGGAUGGUUUUUAGAACAUGCAGAGCCUCUUCUGAAAGUUACAAUUGUUCCCCGUGGAACAGCUGCUUUAGGCUUUGCACAGUAUGUACCAAAUGAAAAUCUUUUGAUGACAAAGGAACAGCUCUUUGAUAUGACAUGCAUGACGUUAGGUGGCCGAGCUGCGGAGGAGGUUUUGAUCGGAAGAAUCUCGACUGGUGCCCAGAAUGAUCUGGAGAAAGUUACAAAGAUGACAUAUGCGCAAGUUGCUGUGUAUGGUUUCAGUGAUAAGGUUGGUCUUCUAUCCUUCCCUCAGCGGGAGGAUGGCUUUGAAAUGAACAAGCCUUACAGCAACCAGACCGCAUCCAUCAUCGAUACUGAGGUGAGGGAAUGGGUCGCCAAGGCCUACAAAAGAACAGUCGACCUAUUAACUGAGAAGAAGGAACAAGUUGCUCUCAUCGCGGAGUUGCUGCUCGAGAAGGAGGUCCUCCACCAGGACGAUCUGACCAGGGUAUUAGGAGACCGCCCCUUCAAGGCAGCCGAGCUAACAAACUACGACCUCUUCAAGCAGGGGUUCCAGGACGAAGAGGGCAAGACUACAGAGCCCGCCAAGAAUGCCGAGGUGCCUGAUGACGACGGGCCGGCCGCUGCGCUUCCUGAUGUCGUCGUGCCGACGUAGAAAUCCAGGGCGAACAUCUACCCCGCUGUACAUCGCAUGCUCUCAUCCGAUAGACACUGGUUUUGUUGUUGCAGCAUAAGAAGAAAAAACUGUAUAAAUCAGCGCCCUCGUCUAAAAAAUCAGCCAUGCCAGUUUUAUUUAUUAGCUGGAAGGAAUGCAGUAGGCUUUCCGCACCUGGCAUGGCCCUGUUGUUCUUCAGUACGAUGAGCUGGUCGAGGUUCAUGCUCUGAGCUUGUAUUGGCGUCGCCAGACGUUUUUGACGGAUCCUGUAUUUCUCAUGAUUUUACUAUAAAGAAGAUUUCGUCGACCUUCAA
Messenger RNA from Triticum aestivum (bread wheat), 2982 nucleotides. RefSeq names its product ATP-dependent zinc metalloprotease FTSH 8, mitochondrial. The coding region runs from base 230 to 2668 and encodes 812 amino acids. The transcript is spliced from 8 exons. Gene Ontology annotation, molecular function: ATP hydrolysis activity; ATP-dependent peptidase activity; ATP binding. Lineage: Eukaryota; Viridiplantae; Streptophyta; Magnoliopsida; Poales; Poaceae. Gene Ontology annotation, cellular component: chloroplast thylakoid membrane; m-AAA complex. The record is from RefSeq and is a predicted model, not a curated record. Gene Ontology annotation, biological process: mitochondrial protein processing.